Molecule: messenger RNA, 2341 nt
Organism: Poeciliopsis prolifica (blackstripe livebearer)
Lineage: Eukaryota; Metazoa; Chordata; Actinopteri; Cyprinodontiformes; Poeciliidae
Exons: 11
Coding region: 846-2117 (423 amino acids)
Biological process (GO): programmed cell death
Cellular component (GO): cytoplasm
Source: RefSeq, a predicted model, not a curated record
GAUGAUUGGUGGUAACCAUGGUAACCCUGGUAACCAUGGUAACCCUGCCCAUUAGCAGAACAAGCUGAAUAGCAUAAAGUGAAAAUAGCACAAAAUCUGCAGAAGAAGAAACACAGAGAAAAGUUUACAGGAACAGGAAGAACAGUUCUCAUGAACAGUUCUCAUGAACAGUUCUCAUGAAUAAUGAACAGUUCUCAUGAACAGUUCUCAUGAAUAAUGAACAGUUCUCAUGAAUAAUGAACAGUUCUCAUGAACAGUUCUCAUGAACACAAUUGAACUGUUCAAUUGGGUUUGUGAACGACUUGGUUUCUGUGAUAUUCUUGGUUAGAAAAAUCACACAGAGAACAUGUGGGGACGAUGUCUUUUUAUGGUGGAACCCAGGAAACAUACAGCCACAGCAAUACAGCUAAUAAACUGGCCGACUCAGAACUAUACCUGGAACUGGUAUGUUGGUAUUUCUUACCAGUAGGGGGCAACAAAACAAUCUAUCACAGUUUCCUCUCAUCAUAUCAGGAAUCCUGGUUCUUUUCAUUCACUUUCUAUUCUGAACAGUUUUAAGCCUUCAUUACUUUUAAACACAAUUCUUUGGUUUGCUACCUGGAGCGUCGAACUUUGACCUCCUGACGACACGCCAAACACAGCAGAGGAUCAUCAGAGCUGAAUGAAACGGGACCUGAACUGGUUUCCAGCUGAACGGUUCUGGUACGGUGAGAUGAAGUCACAUGAAUGUGACACGUCAAUCCAGGAAGACGUUCUGUUCACAUAUGAGCCGCUGCAGCCGAGGAGCCGCUGCAGCCUGACUGACGCUCCUGCUGAUCCAGACGUCCAGGUAAGAUUCCUACAUCAUGUUCAAAGCUGCGGCCUCAGCGUUCGUCAGAAGCCUGAACAUCGACCAACGUUUCGUUCCCAAUGAAGAUCCAGAUACAGAAGUAGACCUUCUGACUUUAGUCAGAAUCAAGAAGGGGCCCAUCUGGUCUUUUCCCAAGUACAAGGUGCUCAAGUACACCUUACCUAAGCUGGUGGGGGAGAAGACGUUUUCACCAGGUGAUCAGGAGGAAGUGAUGGUGGAGGAUUUCAAGAAUUACAGAAUGAUGGGUGGGAACGUCCUAGUCAAAGCAGGAGAUGUUGUUGAUGCUGGGAUAAACGCUGAUGUUGUGGAUGCUAUGACUUCUGUUACCAUUAAGAAAAAGAAAGUUGAUCUUGAUUGUGUGAGGGAGGCGUUCAGGGGCAGGACGAUUGAAAAAAACGACCUGAAGUUGCUGAAACUGAAGAAAAGCCACACACUGGGGUUUGUGUUUGAGAUGGCUUACAACACUCAACCUGUGACUCUGACCAGUACAGGAAGCUGUGAGGGAAAAGUCUCAGGGUCGUACCAGAGCCUGGUGAAAGUGGGUCUUGGGAUGAAGGUGGAGUUGGGCACCACAUUCAAGAUACCAGAACGUAGAACCUUUGCUUACAACCUGGUGGAGAUCAGACUGGACAAAGGGAAGAUCGAAAUCCCUUUUGAGACCUGGAUUCACAAACGAGGUUGGCUCUCUGAUGCCAUCGGCAAUGACAUCCUGGAAAAAGCUAGAGAGGGGAUUGAAACAAAGGAAAAUAUUCUGAAUCUGAUUGACAAGCUUCCAGAGUGGACUCGUGGAGAUGUGCUGAAGAAGCUCAGAGAGGUUCUGGAGGAAGAGGACACUCUGACUGAGCUGGAGGACAUGCUGCACGAUGGCAGUGAGCCUCCUGAGUCUAAGACUGUCUCCUCCUUCAUGGACAUCCUGGACCAAUCCAAAGCCCCCAAGGCGAGGGACGGUCUUUGUGUUCUGGUUGCUGCCUUGGAUGCUCUGCCGCCGCCACUGCAGCGACCUCUGAUCUCAGGAAGUCCCCAGACUGUCACCGUCCUCAACCAGCUGGUGCAAAGUCUGAAGGACAAUGAUGAACCCGAGCUGAGCGGUUCUGUCCCCGCCGGCCUGCAGCCAGAUGGAGAUCUGCGUUGGGCCGCUGAUCUCCUCUCUUCCUCUGACGAGGCGUUGAAGACACUGACUGAUGUCUUCGAUCUGCCACCAGAGGUUCUGCUGGAGGUUCUGGCUCUGGCCGUGAUGGGAAUCCACAAGCUGCAGGGCGGAGAGUAAAGACGGUUCUGCUGGUGGAUGUUUCACUCUAGGAUUUUAGUUCUGGGCCACUUCCUGUUGGGUUUCCUGUCACGGCGCCACCAUCUGUCAGAAAGGCUAAAUAGCACUAAAACAAGGAGCUGCUUUGGUGUAUUUUCACAAUCUGAAUGAAACUUUGUCUUUAAAAUGAAAACCAACCUUUUGUCUUUCUCCUCUCACUGAAUAUUAAAGCAUUAAGAAUCACA